AUGUAUUUUCUAUGUGUAGUAGUAGUUUUAACGAUAAGUUCUAUUACAAGUUCUAAUUCAUCGUUAUUUGAAAGCGACUCCUGUUAUUCUUUCGGAAGCGGUAAUGUUUUUCCAGGCGGCGCUAGAAAAAUUGAUCAUAAAUUACAAUUUACAAAAGCAAUGAUAUCAAAACCGGCACCAGAGUGGGAGGCAACAGCAGUUGUAAAUGGAGAAUUUACUCAGCUCUCUUUGUCCAGUUUCAAAGGAAAAUACUUAGUUUUUUUCUUUUACCCUUUAGACUUCACCUUUGUUUGUCCAACUGAAAUAUUAGCAUUUUCCGAAAGAAUUGAAGAGUUUAAGAAAAUUAAUACAGAAGUAGUGGCCUGUUCUGUUGACUCUCAUUUUACACAUUUAGCUUGGAUAAACACACCACGCAAAGAAGGUGGUCUGGGAAAAAUUAACAUACCACUCUUAAGUGAUUUAACACAUUCCAUAGCUAAAGAUUACGGUGUCUAUUUGGAAGAUUUAGGUCAUACCUUGAGAGGAUUAUUUAUAAUUGACGAUAAAGGUAUUUUAAGACAAAUUACUAUGAAUGAUUUGCCAGUUGGCAGAUCAGUAGAUGAAACUUUAAGACUAGUUCAAGCAUUUCAAUAUACUGACAACCAUGGAGAAGUAUGCCCAGCUGGAUGGAAACCUGGUCAAGAUACUAUAAUUCCCAAUCCAUCAGAAAAGAAAAAAUAUUUUGAAAAAGUAGCAAAAAAUUAA
This is a messenger RNA of Parnassius mnemosyne (clouded apollo), 744 nucleotides long. The record is from the annotation of a GenBank genome assembly. Lineage: Eukaryota; Metazoa; Arthropoda; Insecta; Lepidoptera; Papilionidae.